Messenger RNA from Paramuricea clavata, 345 nucleotides. The record is from the annotation of a GenBank genome assembly. NCBI's taxonomy places the organism in Eukaryota, Metazoa, Cnidaria, Anthozoa, Malacalcyonacea, Plexauridae.
AUGGUACCAAAUGAUGGUUCCUUGAAGUCUUUAAGCUUAAUGAAGAUCUACGAAGAGUCGCUUCUUGGGGGUGAUCCCAAUAAUACGAAAUUACUUGUGUUCGCAACUCGUUAUAUGUUGAAACAGAUACCGGCAGAUCCCCAUAUUUUUCUACUGGGGAAGAAACUGUUUCCUGUGACUUCAGUCGCCGAUCUAGGCAUGACACUGGAUAGCGGUUUAACGUACGAUGAACACGUCACAAAACUGGUUUCCUCUUGUGUCGGUAGCCUGUGUCAAAUUAAUAGAGCAAGGCAUGUUUUUGAUAUGAAAACGUUAAUUCUUUUAAUAAAUGCCCUGGUUUUUUAG